Messenger RNA from Dermacentor andersoni, 2051 nucleotides. The record is from RefSeq and is a predicted model, not a curated record. NCBI's taxonomy places the organism in Eukaryota, Metazoa, Arthropoda, Arachnida, Ixodida, Ixodidae.
AGUGCGUGAAGGAGAAGCUGGCAUCUCACCCGUAGAGGGUAUGGGCCGGUGUUUGGCGUAAGAAGACGAAGGUGUCCCGAUCUCGGAAUGGUAUACGGGGUUAAGGAAAAGGCAGUUUGCCCUUCCACAUCGGCUCCAAAGGACUGUGUUAUGAAGCCCGAAACUUCUGCGUCCAUGUUACCAAGUAGAAAGUCUCGUGUACAGCAGGGUACCGCCGAACAGGAGCCGAGUCCAGCUCAAGAGCUUGAGCUGGAGCAAGUAAGCCACCAGGUCACGGGGUCCACAGAGCCUUUCCCGGCCGAAACUCCAAAACCCGCAGAGCUGGAGAAAUCACAAGGAAUCGACAGCGGGAAGAGAGGCGCCCUGUUCAACUUUGCGGUCAUCGUGGUGGCGCUGGCCAUCGCAUGUGUCCUUGUCGUCGUGCUAGAGACCUUAUUAACUGGCCUCAAGGACAUUUUGGCCAGGGAGCAGCGCUCCCGCGGAAGCGCCGCGACGCCAUCUACGGUGCCGUCCCUCACGAAAACAGAGUGAGCUGCCUUAUGGGCGGUGAGGGACAUCUUUCAAUUUACCUUGCUUUAUUGUACAUCAAAGGAUGCUAGGCGAGCAUAAAAAGAAAAGCCGCAGAAAUUCUCCUUGACGGAAUUCUCCUCCUCUGUUCCUAGACUCGUACACCAUGUCGCACGGCACUCACGUUCUUUUCAUAUUUACACUUGAAGAAUACCAACUGAAAGGACGGUACUGUUCAGCUGAAACAGUGUUACUUGCACAGAAUAGAAAAAAAAAAAAGAAAAAUGGCGCAAGAACAAAUACGGCACGUGUGCACCUAACAAGUUUGAAAGUAUAAAGAUAAAUGAAAAAAAUGUCUCCAAUCCACGCUUUGGAGGUGCUUGGACUGCGAAGCUGUAAACGACAAUAACGAUUGCCCAUUGCGACGUAGCUCGAAAUUAUUCACAUGGCGACAUUCACUUACGCUUUGCCUAAUAAUUAGCCGAAUACGUUUCAACAGCCUGUGGCUUGGCUUGCGCCGCUAGUUCGUGCACCUACAAAGAGUGGACCAGAGAGAAGAGAAAUGCACUUAACCACACUUUAGGCACGCCUCGUAUAUGCUCGCUGCUCUUCAGGAAGGACCACUAUACGUGGCCUUCCCAUAGCACUGUCACAGCACAAAUCAGUUGCUAGGUGGGAUCUUCUUUUACAUACCAAAGAGUAGUCAGGUCACCCCCUGCUUCGUAUUGUAUACAGUGGCUGCUUCCCGGCAACUGCAGCUUAUGCAACCGUAAUCUUUACUGGGAAACGCUUGCGGUGAACGCCAUGCGCGAAGGCGAGCUUUCUGGUUCCUUUUUUGCCUCCCCCCCAGAUGGCCGGCACCGCCAUUGCCACAGAUGCGUGAAAGCGCGCGCCAUCUGGUGGUGUUGCAAGGAAACCAGCCGCACUCGCGGCGCGCGCCUCCCGCUGAUUGGUUAAGUUUUGUCCACGGACACGGCAGACCCUUUGGUAGGUAGGACUAUACAGUGAAAUAGGGCUAUACAACUUCACUGUAAAAAAAAAAAAAAACUUGUUGUGUGUGCGGCGGUUCUGUAUGGUGCCCAUGCAGCUAUUACUACUAUUAUCUUUUAUUUCUGUGGAAAUAGCCCAAGACAUAGGUAGUAAAAGAUGAACACUCACUGCAGCGAGUGUUCAUCCUUUUACUGCCUCUGUCUGAAAUGUUUGAAAAUUCAUCUCCAGGGCAGCAGUUAAGACGCUUGGCUCGGGACGGCAAAAAGGAUAUGACCCCAGCGGUAGACGUGCUUCUUGUUCUUUUGUAUCGUUCCAUUAUUUUUGUGGCACACAUGUUAUCAGGACUUCGCAGCAGCUGUGCAACAAGCUUAAGAAAACAUGUCGCACCAAAGAUUGAAAAGGACGAAAGGGUAUCGACAUGGACAAGCGCCAACUUUUAGUUCAAUGUUAUUGGGCAUGCGUGCUAAAGUCCUCAUAUUGACGCCUCUGACAGAAAUAAAACAAAUGACAAAAAGAAGCCUAGACAUUGCAAUUUUAUUCCAGCCCGAGAGCAG